Messenger RNA from Clonostachys rhizophaga, 801 nucleotides. The record is from the annotation of a GenBank genome assembly. NCBI's taxonomy places the organism in Eukaryota, Fungi, Ascomycota, Sordariomycetes, Hypocreales, Bionectriaceae.
AUGAUUUCUUCCUCCUUCCUGAUCUUUGCGCUGGGCGCCUUGCAGGCAAUGGCUGCCCCUGCAUCUGGUCGGGUAUCGAAGCAGGCACCGACUGUUCAUUUCUGCGGAGACAGUACCAUGGCCAAGGGCGGCUCCAAUUCUGGAAAAACUGAUGGCUGGGGCAACUACAUUGGCAAUUAUUUGACUACUACAGUGUCCAACCACGCCAUUGGCGGCCGAUCAGCCCGUUCGUACUGGGACGAGGGAAGAUUCCAAGCCGUGGCUGAUACUGUUCAGUCAGGUGACAUUGUUGUUAUUGAGUUUGGACACAAUGAUGGUGGUAGUCCUGAAAAGAACGACAAUGGUCGUUCUGACUGCCCUGGUGAUGGUACUGAAACCUGCACGUCGAGUUCGACGGGCAAGACGGUAUACACGUUUGUCUACUACGUGACCCAGGCGGCGAAGCUCAUGACUGCCAAGGGGGCAUCUGUGAUUCUUAGCUCUCAGACUCCCAACAACCAGUGGGAAACGGGCUCUUUCGAAGGAGGCGCGAGCCGCUUUGUAGCCUACACAAAGACAGCCGUCACUGCCCUCAACGAUGAGUCUGUUACAUAUGUGGAUCAUUUCCAGGCAGUCAGCAACAUGUAUAAGAAGCUUGGUGCUACCGCUGUCAAUGCCUUUUACCCCUCUGAUCACACCCAUACGAGCCCUGACGGUGCCGACGCGGCCGCCAAGGCCUUCGUACAGGCUAUCUACCAGUCUCUAAACGGUGAGACGAGCUUAAAAUCAUAUGUCAAGGAGCCCGUUACUCUUGUCUACUAA